UCCUCGCCAUGCCUCUCCUCCAGGUCGUCCUUCUUGCCGGAGUCCUCCUCCCCCUGAGCGCGCCGCCGUGCUCCGCCGCCACGGACACGGUGUCCCCCGGCAACGGGCUCGCCGCCGGCGGCCGGCUCGUCUCCAACAACAGCAAGUUCGCGCUGGGCUUCUUCAAGAUGAACGACAGCAGCGUGUCCCCCGGCUACAGCAGCCCCAACACCUACCUCGGCAUCUGGUUCAACAAGGUCCCCAAGCUGACCCCGCUCUGGAGCGCCAACGGCGAGAGCCCCGUCGUCGACCCCACCCCGCCGGAGCUCGCCAUCGCCGGCGACGGCAACCUGGUCAUCCUGGACCGCGCCACCGGGUCCGUCAUCUGGUCCACCCGCGCCAACACCACGACCAACGCCACCGCCGCCGUGCUCCUCGACGACGGCAACCUCGUCCUCCGGAGCGCCGCCAACGCGUCCGCCGUCUUCUGGCAGAGCUUCGACUACCCCACGGACACCUUCUUUCCCGGCGCCAAGAUCGGCUGGAACAAGCUCACCGGCCUCAACCGCCGCCUCGUCUCGCGGAGGAUCCUCCUCAACCAGGCCCCCGGCCUCUACACCCUCGGCCUCGACCCCAGCGGCGUCGGCUACCUCGCGUGGAACUCCACCGUCGCGAUCCAGUCCACCGGCGAGUGGAACGGCCACUACUUCAGCCUGGCGCCGGAGAUGAUCGGCGUCGCCCUGCCGACCUUCAAGUUUGUCGACGACGAGCGCGAGGUGUACUUCACCUACACGCUGCGCGACGAGGCGGCGCUCGUGCUCACCAAGCUGGACGUCUUCGGGCAGGGCCUGGUGGGGACGUGGAUGGAGGACCGGCAGGAGUGGCUGGUCCACUACCGGCAGCCGCUCCGGCCGUGCGACGUGCACGCGGUGUGCGGGCCGUUCGCCGUCUGCGGUGACGGCGACGGCGACGGCGACGCGGCGGCGGAGCCGGCCUGCGGCUGCCUGGAGGGCUUCGCCGUGAGCUCGCCCCGGGACUGGGCCCUCCGGGACCGGAGGCACGGGUGCGCCAGGAACACGCCGCUGGACUGUGUCACGGACAAGUUCUACGCCGUGCAGCAGCUCGUCAGGUCGCUGCCCCAUGGCGCGGUGAGCGUGCAGGCUGCUGCGAGUCGGGAUGGUUGCGCACAGGUCUGCCUGGCCAACUGCUCCUGCACCGCCUACUCCUACGGGGAAGGAGGCUGCUCCGUCUGGCAUGGCAAGUUGUACAGUGUUGUCACGCAGCAGCAGCAGCAACCUGAUGCUUCUUCUUCUUCUGAUGGAAAUGGGGAUGUGCUUUACAUCCGCCUCGCUGCAAAAGAUGUGCCGGAUGUCGGGAGGAAGAAGAAGAAGAUUGGAUUCGGCAUCGCUGCGGCAAGCGCUGCCGCCUUCUUGGGCCUCCUGAUAAUCCUUGGCCUGGUGAUCUGGAAGACAAAAGGGAGGAAGAAGGCAACUGAAAAUGCUCAGGGUGGCAUUGGGAUCAUCGCGUUCCGAUACGCCGAUCUCCAACACGCGACGAAAAACUUCUCGGAGAAGUUGGGGGGCGGCGGUUUCGGCUCCGUGUUCAAGGGGCACCUGAGCGACUCGUCCUUGGCCUUGGCGGUGAAGAGGCUCGACGGCGCCCGUCAGGGAGAGAAGCAGUUCAGAGCCGAGGUGAGCUCGGUUGGGAUCAUCCAGCACAUCAAUCUAGUCAAGCUGAUCGGGUUCUGCUGCGAGGGCGACAAGAGGCUGCUCGUGUACGAGUACAUGCCAAACCACUCCCUUGACGUGCACUUGUUCAACGCUAACAAUGAUAGGGUUUUGGAUUGGAGCCUCAGGUUCCAAAUAGCCAUUGGAGUUGCCAGAGGCCUGGCCUACCUGCACACCGGUUGCCGGGAUUGCAUCAUCCACUGCGACAUCAAGCCAGAAAACAUACUUCUCGACGCGUCUUUCGCACCGAAGAUUGCGGAUUUCGGGAUGGCAAAGGUUUUAGGGAGAGAAUUCAGCCAUGCCGUCACCACGAUGCGAGGAACUAUUGGAUACCUUGCACCCGAAUGGAUUAGCGGAGCCGCGGUCACAUCGAAAGUGGAUGUUUACAGCUACGGGAUGGUCCUGUUUGAGAUCACUUCCGGGAGGAGGAACUCGAGUCAGGAAUACACCGAGGAUGGUGACUACUCGAGCUUUUUCCCUUUGCGAGCUGCGCGCAAGCUGCUGAGCGGAGAGAUUGGGAGCCUGGUGGAUGCGAAUUUGCACGGCGACGCGAAUCUGGAGGAGGUUGAGAGAGUUUGCAAGGUUGCGUGCUGGUGCAUUCAGGACAGCGAGUUCGACCGGCCGACCAUGCCUGAGGUGGUGAAGUUUCUUGAGGGCCUUUCUGAGCUCGACAUGCCUCCGGUGCCAAGACUACUGAAUGCUAUCACAGGAGAGUCCCCAACAUCACCGGUUCGCUAUUACAUCUAGUUGCACCUCAAACUUGUAUCCACUUAAGAGAAAUUUAUGUCCUGUACGUAUACAUGAACUUGGCAUCUGUAACAUCGAGUAUUCAGAACCACAAGUUUCAGACUUCAGAGUCACA
Molecule: messenger RNA, 2568 nt
Organism: Panicum virgatum (switchgrass)
Lineage: Eukaryota; Viridiplantae; Streptophyta; Magnoliopsida; Poales; Poaceae
Product: G-type lectin S-receptor-like serine/threonine-protein kinase At2g19130
Exons: 1
Coding region: 9-2453 (814 amino acids)
Biological process (GO): recognition of pollen; protein phosphorylation
Molecular function (GO): ATP binding; protein serine/threonine kinase activity
Source: RefSeq, a predicted model, not a curated record